This is a messenger RNA of Microtus ochrogaster (prairie vole), 1209 nucleotides long. It is a transcript of the gene Btnl2, whose product is annotated as butyrophilin like 2. Gene Ontology annotation, biological process: T cell receptor signaling pathway; regulation of cytokine production. The transcript has 7 exons. Gene Ontology annotation, molecular function: signaling receptor binding. Bases 1 to 1209 code for a protein of 402 amino acids. Lineage: Eukaryota; Metazoa; Chordata; Mammalia; Rodentia; Cricetidae. Gene Ontology annotation, cellular component: external side of plasma membrane. The record is from RefSeq and is a predicted model, not a curated record.
AUGGCAGACAAGGCACCUAGUACAGAGACCAAGGGGGCUGGAGAAGGAGGGAUCCAGCUCGUAUGCACGUCCCAGGGCUGGUUCCCUGAGCCCGAGGUCUAUUGGGAGGCCACGUGGGGAGAAGAGCUGUUGAGUUUCUCUCAGAAUCACGUGCUGGGUGAAGACGGGCUGUUCUAUGUGGAAGACACACUAGUGGUCAGGAACGACACUUCAGAGACCUAUUCCUGCUUCAUCUACAACCGUGGCCUCGAAGAGGCCAAGGAGGCCGUCAUUGCCCUGCCAGAGAAACUCCAGACAGAGCUGGCUUCCUCAAGGGUGAUUGGACCUUCCCAGCCCAUCCUUGUCCGAGUCGGAGAGAACAUAGAAAUAACGUGUCACCUGUCACCUGAAGCUGACGCUCAGAGCAUGGAGGUGAGGUGGGUCCGGUCCCACUACUACCCCGCAGUCCACGUGCAUGUGGGCGGGGCCCACUCGGCGGGAGAGCAGAUGGCGGAAUACAGAGGGAGGACUGUGGUGAUGAGAGAUGCCGUGCACGAGGGAAAGCUGACCCUGCGGAUACACGAUGCCCGAACUUCAGAUGAUGGGAGGUACCGGUGCCUUUUCGGGAAAGACGGUGUCUACCAGGAGGCCCGUGUGGAUGUGCAGGUGAUGGCGGUGGGCUCCACCCCGCGGAUCACCCAGGAGGUCCUGAAGGAUGGAGGCUUGCAGCUGAGAUGUACAUCUGAUGGGUGGUUCCCACGGCCCCAGGUGCAGUGGAGGGACAGAGGCGGAAGGGCUGUGCCAUCGUUUUCCGAGGCCUUUCAUCAAGGGAGCCAGGGGCUGUUCCAGGUGGAGACGCUUCUGCAGGUCACAAACGGCUCGGUGGUGAAUAUGACCUGCUCCAUCAGCCUCCCUUGGGGCGAGGAGAAGGCUGCAUGGUUUUCCCUCUCAGACUCCAGGAUAGCUCUGCUGUGGAUGGCCCUGCCCGUUCUGCUGCUGCCUCUUGCCAUGGCUGUUGACCUGCUGAAGGCGAAGCACCCUCGGAAAGGGUUCUCCAUGGAGCAGGACCCACUCCUGUUGGUCACAGUGAGGGACCCCUAUACCGGAGACAGCCCAUCAUCAUCUUGGCACAGUGAUGGCAUCUUCCCUUCCUUUGUGCUCUUCUGCUGUCCCUCAGGCUGGGGACCAUCCCUCACCUGUACACAGCUGUUUUAUGCCAUCACCUUCUAG